CUGGUGUCAAACCAGUUUCGCAAGAUUUUACUCAAGGCCGUUUGUCGCCAUGUUCCGUUAAGAAUAUCAAUGUUUCUGCCAUCCUAUGUAAUGUGUACUAUGGAUAGCUUAUCACCUUCGACCAUAAGAGAGUUACAAUGUACAUGUGUUCUGUGCGACAAUCUAUGUUUGGAUUAUGGGUGACUAGACUUGUGGACAACCUUUCCGUUGGAAUAGCGGCCUGGUCAUUUGAACAGCGUUCCGGGCUUCAAGAGAACCGAGAACAAUGAGACUACUAAACUCCGACCACGCACCUGCUCGAGAAAACCAUGAUGUCAUCCAGACCUGUCAUUUUAAGAUGGGAUGAUGUAUAGUUUAUCGGGGGCGUACACCGGGGAUUGAGGCUAGAAAAGGCGGCAAAUCUGCGGUUUGCGGCAGACCACGACGGGGAGAUCAACCUGGAGACGUCCCUACCCCGACAUCUUCACCAACCGUCACCAGACGACAGUGCGCACGACGUGGGUCGGAAGGACCGGAGAACCUCGACGGGACCAGACCCGACGCUUGUCCGAGCACCCAUCGCACCCUUCACCUGCACGUCCGUACGGGAUACCGAUCAAUACAGUCCAACACCGCACAACCGUGAGCUAGCCUGGAUACAUCAUGGACCGGCGAGUGUCGGUAUCUGUGGGUCUGCUAGUCCUCGUCGCUAUGGGCACUGGCGUGACUGGUCAAGAUUGCCCCUCUGAUUACACUCGACACGGUGCUUGGUGUUUUAAGGAGUACGUGGAAGGGAAGUUCUACAACGAUGCCAGACAGGUUUGUGCAGGCGACGGAGGGCUUUUGGCCAUGCCGAAGGACAGCGACGUGGACAACUUCUUGAUGAAUACUCUGACGAAUAGAAUGAAUCACUGGAUCGGUCUGAACGACCAGAAUACCGAGGGUGAGUGGAGGUGGGAAGACGGAACUCCACAUGACAGAAAUGCUGACUACGGCCGCUGGCGGGACGGAGAACCGAACGGUGGAAGGGGAGAAAACUGUGUACACGAUUCUACUGGAUGGAAUGACCUUAACCGUAAUCAUGAUAUGCCGUUCAUCUGCCAACUGCUGACCGGUGUGAACGAAUGUGCAGAUGGCACGGACAACUGCCACGAACAAGCUACCUGUACUGACACUAUUGGAUGGUUUAACUGCACCUGUAACGUCGAUUACUACGGCGACGGAGUCACUUGUACUGAAUGCCCCGCUGGUUACACUCUACAUGGCAAUUCGUGCUUUAAGGCGUACGGUGAAAGGAAAUCUUACGACGAUGCCAGACAGGUGUGUGCAGACGACGGAGGGCUUUUGGCCAUGCCGAAGGACAGUGACGUAGACAACUUCUUGGUGAACACUCUGAGGAAUCCAAAUGCACAUUACUGGAUCGGUCUGAACGACCAGAACAGCGAGCGCAUGUGGAUGUGGGAAGACGGAACUCCACACAACACAACUGGUGACUACAACCGCUGGCAUCCAGGUGAACCCAACCACGUCAACCAUGAUGAAGACUGCGCACAUUACCACUACGGUGAAGCUGCUGUAUGGACCGACAUGUCGUGCUCUCGUUCAGAAUUGUUCAUCUGCCAAGUGGACCGCGAUGUGGGGAAUCCAGAUCACUGCGACCCCAACCCUUGCCAGAACGGAGGAACGUGCACCGAGAUUGGUGUUAUGUCCUACAGGUGUGAAUGCCCGGACGGGUGGUCAGGACACAACUGUGAAAUUCAUUGUCCUCCAGAUUACACUCCAUACGCUGGUUCGUGCUUUAAGGUGUUCUGGGAAAAGAAACCUUACGACGAGGCCAGACAGUGGUGUGCAGACGACGGCGGGCUUCUGGCUCUGCCGAAGUACAGAGACGUAGACGACUUCUUGGUGAAUACUAUGCGGAAGACAAAUGCACAUUACUGGAUCGGCCUGAACGAUCAGAAUACCGAGGGUGUGUGGAUGUGGGAAGACGGAACUCCACACAACACAACUGGAGACUACAACCGCUGGCUUCCAGGUGAACCUAACAACGUGAACACGGGUGAUGACUGCGCACACUACCAUUACGGUGAAGCUGCUGAAUGGACCGACUUGUCGUGCUCUCGUUCGGAAUCGUUCAUCUGCCAACUACUACCGGCCACAGACCCCUGCGACCCCGACCCUUGCCAGAACGGUGGAGUGUGCACCAGUAGUGGAGAUUCCUACACCUGUGAGUGUGUGGAUGGGUGGGGAGGACCCGACUGUCAAACUGAUGACGACGAAUGUGCAGCUAACACGGACAACUGUCACGAACAAGCAACCUGUACUAACACUGAUGGCGGAUUUGACUGUAACUGUAACGGAGGUUUUACCGGCAACGGCGUCACCUGUACUGAUGUCGACGAAUGUGCAGCUGACACGGACAACUGUCACGAACAAGCAACCUGUACUAACACUGAUGGCGGAUUUGAAUGUAACUGUGACGGAGGUUAUACCGGCAACGGGGUUACCUGUACUGAUGUCGACGAAUGUGCAGCUAACACGGACAACUGUCACGAACAAGCAACCUGUACUAACACUGAUGGCGGAUUUGACUGCAACUGUGACGAAGGUUAUACCGGCAAUGGAGUCACAUGCACGGGUCUGUCUGACUUCAUCUUCACCGAUAUCGGGAUGGACUACAUGACCCUGUCCUGGACAGUGCCUGCUGGCCUUAAUGUCACACGAUACCGACUCCGUUACCGUCAUGCCGGGGCUUCGUACCGGGAUCUGUCUCCCCCACCAGGGCCGGGUGACACCACGGCUACCGUACCCGGACUGUGGGCAGACACAGAGUACACCUUCACCCUGACUGCGUUUGGAGGUAACGACGAGGAAAUUGGAGAGAUCAGUGGGACGGAGACAACAGCUGAAGUUAUCGUGAACGUGGAGUGCCAUGAGGACUACAUGACCGUGACCUUCCCUAGAGCAGCGCUACCGGCGGUAGAUGUGGACAACAUGCACCUGUUGGAUGACAGCUGCCGUGCGACAGUUACCCAGACGGAGGUGACUCUCCGGGCCGGCCUGCAAGACUGCGGGACGAUUCAGGAUUCGUCAGAAGAUGACAAGUUCAUCUUCACUAACGAGGCCAUCGCUAGUCAGGUAACGUCUGACAACGGAGCUGUGAGAGGAACGCCCUUCAGCAAGAGGUUCCAGUGUGAGUUCCUCCGUCAGUACGUGGUCUCACAGGGAAGGGAUAUCCUCUACAACAUCCCGUCUCCUCGUGUGCAAGUCGUGGACGCGGAAAACAGUUUCACCUUCGAGAUGCACAUGUUCACGUCUGCAGACUUCACUGCGACAUACAAUUCACCUGACUACCCUGUGCAGGUGACUUCAUCUGACAAUCUACACUUCGGAUUGAGCGUGAACUCACCUCUGAACAACCUGGAGCUGUUCGCUCUCCACUGCCUCGCCACGCCCAGUACCGACCCUGGUGACUCUCCAAGCGUCAGCAUCAUUCAAGACGGGUGUGACAUCGACACCACGCUUCAGCUAGACACAACACUGUCUAACGACAUGGCCUUAUACUACUCCAUCCAAUCUUUCACCUUCCCCAACAUUGACGAUCCCAGUCUGGUGUACAUCCAUUGCACCAUGGUAGUCUGCUUCAAAGACGACCCGGACUCGCGGUGCAGUCAGGGAUGUGUCUCCUCAAGGCGGCGCAGGCGCGCUGUGUCUGACAUGAGCGAGGCCCGAGUGCGACGUGCCAGCGAAAGGGACCACAUCACUACCGUCAGCCAAGGACCCUUUGCUGUUGAGAGUGGACAAGGACAAGGAGAAGCCUCCACCAUCCCCACCGUCGGCAUCGCUGUCGGGACAGCUGCGGGGAUAGCUGGCGUCCUCCUGCUGGUCGUUGCUGUCUUCCUGGUGAGGAAGAGACGUGGUCGUGACGUCAAGGAGCAGGCUGAGGAUCGUGUCGGUUUUGACAACUAUUCGCUUGAGAUCUGGGGAAAGGACAAGGCUGGGAACGCGACCGCUAAACCUGAGUAGUCGUGUCUUGUGUGUGACUCGAGAUAUCAGUGUGGCAGCCCACAAAAUCUCUCUCCCCUCUCUCCCUCUCAUUCGGUCACUACCUCUCUUUUUCUCUCUCUCUCUCUUUCUCUCUCCCUCUCUCUCCUAUAUUCAUACAUAUUCAACCUAUCGACCAUCUCCCUCUUAUUCGCUCACUGUAUCUCUUGCUCUUCUCUCUCUCUCAUAUGACAUUAAUGCAUGUGGAAACAUGCACACACACACACACACCCACACACCCACCCACACACACACAUACACACCCCCCCCCCCCACACACACACACAGAGAAACGCACACACUUAUGGUUUCUUUCACUCUUUUCCUUACUAUCUAAUCUUGUCUCUAUCUUUUCAAUCAACAGAAGUCUUUUCAUUCUUUAUCUCUUGAGCGUUGUGAUAUUCACAGACGCAUAUAAGUAAUUAGAUAUAAAAAAACGACAACAGUUAGAAGCCUAUAGGGACAUUUUAUGGGGGAAUCAAUCAUUGAAACAUAACAGAUCUUUUUCGGAUUAAGACUAAAUUUGCGAAACUUUCACAGGACAAAAUAGCAAAGUAAUGUCACACAAUGAGUAAAUUUCAGAUUUUUGAAAAGACCAAAUAAGUAGAGGACCAUCUGUUACUCUUUGCCUGUAAACGUUAUAAAACUGGACGCUAUAAACCAACCAUGAUCAACCAUGUUAACACAAACACUAUAGA
This is a messenger RNA of Branchiostoma floridae (Florida lancelet), 4721 nucleotides long. RefSeq lists its product as uncharacterized. NCBI's taxonomy places the organism in Eukaryota, Metazoa, Chordata, Leptocardii, Amphioxiformes, Branchiostomatidae. The record is from RefSeq and is a predicted model, not a curated record. Bases 643 to 4005 code for a protein of 1120 amino acids. The transcript is spliced from 21 exons. Gene Ontology annotation, molecular function: protein binding; calcium ion binding.